This is a messenger RNA of Trematosphaeria pertusa, 845 nucleotides long. Its product is annotated as kinase-like protein. Gene Ontology annotation, molecular function: protein serine/threonine kinase activity; ATP binding. Gene Ontology annotation, cellular component: autophagosome; cytoplasm. Bases 94 to 645 code for a protein of 183 amino acids. Lineage: Eukaryota; Fungi; Ascomycota; Dothideomycetes; Pleosporales; Trematosphaeriaceae. The record is from RefSeq and is a predicted model, not a curated record. The transcript has a single exon. Gene Ontology annotation, biological process: peptidyl-serine phosphorylation; autophagy; protein autophosphorylation.
GUUUUCGAUGACGUAUGCCUUGUUCUCACUCCUGCUGCGGAUGCCACCCUUCUAGAUCUCAUCCGGGAUGCAACCGUGGAUAUAAAGCUCAGGAUGUCUCUCCUGUGUGAUGCGCUGCGCGGCCUCCAGUUCCUCCAUUCGCAAAGCUACAUCCACCGCGACGUCAAGCCCCAGAACAUCAGCAUGUACGCCAACCAUGCAGUACUCCUAGAUCUCGGCAGUGCCACCCGUCUAUCUUCCCCCACAGCCACCCUCUCCGCAACGCCCGGUCGAUUUGGCACCAUUGAAUACCUGGCUCCUGAGUUUGAGAAAUCCGAAUAUGGCACAGCUGCGGAUGUGUGGGCCCUUGGUGUGUCAGCCUUCGAACUCUUGUACCGCUACCACCCAUUCAGGCACAGCAAGAACCCUUGGCGAGCGGGUGCUGAAUACCUGCAACCGGCCUUCCGGCAACAGGAGCAGAUGGCUGUCCAGCUCCUCCGGAGUUCCAAGGACGGUGUGGGCGGCGUUAUACUGCGCAUGCUGCGCUAUCAAUGGUCAGAGAUUAAUUCAGCCAUGCGAAUAUCGGCCACAAGAGCCCUCGAGUUCCCUUGUUGGGACGCGCUUGAUGAGAGCUACUCACCGCCAAGGAAGCUGGCCAAGAAGUAGGUGGGUGGUGAGAUUCUUCUGUGGUGGAAGGGACGGCAUCAACGGAGUCUCCGGCAUGAAAACAUUUCAUUGUAUUGGCCCUGGUUGUUUUAUGGGCUCUGGAGUAGCAUUUGGUAACGGAUAUCAACGGUUGCAGCCUGAUAGCCUCAAAGUGGAGGUCCACUUGUACUUAGAAGUCACUGUACCCAAGCUCCUACAAG